Messenger RNA from Sphaerulina musiva SO2202, 774 nucleotides. RefSeq names its product nascent polypeptide-associated complex subunit. The coding region runs from base 137 to 607 and encodes 156 amino acids. The transcript has 3 exons. Gene Ontology annotation, cellular component: nascent polypeptide-associated complex; cytosol. The record is from RefSeq and is a predicted model, not a curated record. NCBI's taxonomy places the organism in Eukaryota, Fungi, Ascomycota, Dothideomycetes, Mycosphaerellales, Mycosphaerellaceae.
CAGCCCGCUAUCUGUCUGUCGAGGAAAGUGCUGGCAUAAACAACAGCAUUGAGACAGUUCCUUCUAGUCAAUUCCACCCGCUCACUCAUCCGCUCGUCGAGGCCUUCGCCGCGACAGCAGUCCACCCACCGCAGCCAUGGAUAUGGACAAGCUUGCAAAGAUGCAAGCCUCAGUGCGCAUUGGAGGCAAAGGCACCCCGAGAAGAAAGGUCAAGAAGGUUCACAAGAGCUCCGGCGCCGAUGACAAGAAGCUUCAGACUGUCCUGAAGAAAAUGAACGUUCAGCCCAUUCAAGCCAUUGAGGAAGUGAACAUGUUCAAGUCCGACGGCAACGUCAUCCACUUUUCCGCGCCAAAGGUGCACGCAUCCGUCCCAUCCAACACCUUCGCCAUCUAUGGCAACGGCGAGGACAAAGAGCUCACCGAGCUCGUGCCAGGCAUUCUCAACCAGCUCGGCCCAGACUCAUUAGCUUCUCUCCGUAAGCUCGCCGAGAGCUACCAGAGCUUGCAGAAGGGUGGUGAGGGUGAGGCGUCGAAGGAGGAUGACGAUGAUGAGAUACCAGAUCUUGUCGAGGGUGAAAACUUUGAGGGCAAGAACGACGUCGAGUAAGCCAAAGAUGCGCACGACAUUCACGACUUCUCGAUACACUACGAAAAGUGCGCUCCGGUUCUAGCGGGCAGCCUCGAUGCUUGCAGAGUGGUCUGGGCGCUGCUGUACAUUAAGCAUUGAGUGGCCUGCCAAAAUUUCAGAUUCCCACGAGAACUACAAGAACUCCC